Sordaria macrospora k-hell is the source of this 2214-nucleotide messenger RNA. RefSeq lists its product as uncharacterized. Lineage: Eukaryota; Fungi; Ascomycota; Sordariomycetes; Sordariales; Sordariaceae. The record is from RefSeq and is a predicted model, not a curated record.
AUGGAGGAAAUUAAAACGCAGUUCAAAGGCUUCAACUUCCCCGAGCUCCUCGUCCAGAGCUUGGAGGAAUCCGAGGUGUUCUUCAACAACCAGUCCAUGACCGCCGGUUACCCAUGCCAAGGCCUUGCAGCAGCGACCCACGUGGACGAGGACUAUUCAUAUCGGACAUCAGAUCAAAUGUCAAACCAAGGGCGGGCACCAAACCACCACCACCACCGACGAACCUCCUCCCGUACUUCAUCCCAUUACCAAUCUGUGACCCACCAGAGUGCCCGGCACUCCCUCUACGAGGGCACGGAGCGCAGAUUGGUGGCAGACAUGCCGGGGUACCAUGAGCAAUUUGGGGCCGGGGACGACUCUUCUGAUACCUUCAGUGAUUCAUCUGUGGAGAGAAUGCCACCUUCGAUCAGAACCCGCCAGCAAUCAGUGGUCACAACUACCACCUCGAUUUCCGGUCGCAGCUCUUCGCCAUUCUCUAGCAAGCCCCACUCACCCUCUUCCACCUCGUCGAAACCGACUACAAACCGUCAAGGAACGUGGUUUGAUGAUGAGCCAGACCUGAUGCCCGGAUCAGAAGAGCCCGACAUGGUCAACGACCGUUAUGUUCCCCCUCGGCCGCAAACAGCCCUGGGAUUCAACGACAAAAUUCUCGCCAAGACUGUACCGUCCUCUCCAACUUCUCCGAGGACGCUGUUCCCGAAUGCGAUGCCGAUGGCACUGCCGAUUCACUUGACCGACAAUGGUGAUCGGCCGCGCACAUCUUCGGGGCAGUCUUGUAUAGGGAAGCCCCGCAUCAUUGACAUACAUCCGCCAGUUGUACCCAAAAGGAAGUCGUCACUGAGGAAACUCCAUCUUCAGAAACCGGCAGCGCUACCUGCAUUCUGCCAACAGGAAGGGGCGGCCAGCGACGCGGACGGUUCUCAGCUCGGCAAUGUUCAGACUAGGGGCAUAACACUACUCCCAUCCCCGACGUUGCCAGUGCUUUCGACGCCCGGGGGCAGAACGAUCAUCGAUGCCUCGAAAAGGCCGUCGCUUGAGCUAUAUAUGAAGAAGAAAGUUCCACACUCACAGACGGUGCCUACGGAGGUUGGUGUAGCCAGGCAGGAAAGUGUGAGAGAUCAACACUCGGCGGGAGACAGCGUCUCAGAUUUACGCUCGAAGCUGAGUGUGAAGACGUCGACUGGACACCUUCAAGGGUGGCUGCGAUCGCAUACGGAGCCAGCAGUUGGUCGUGUUCGUGCGUCUAGCUUCGUUCCAAACAGUCCUGUGGCGGGUGUUCCCUUGCCUGCAGACGUGCUGAACACUCUGCGCAUCUCGACCUCUUGUUUUCCGGAAACCACGCUGCUCACCUCCAGCCUGUCCAUCGAGACCAUACGGACCUAUUCCAGGAAGCUCAAACACCGGGUCAGAAGGCCCACCAACAGUAUCGACGACGAAGACAACGAGUCGAUCUUCACCUUUUCGAACCUAAGCACCAAGUCGCGCAAGCGUUGGAACCUCCCCAACCUGAUGCAAAGCCGGCGCGCCAAUAAGAGAUUUGCAAGCUACGCCCACGACCUGACCGCAAAUACCUUCCCCGAGCCGAGAGCGAGCAAAACCUCGGGAGUGCCAGAGUGGGCACCCAUCAAGAACAUCUUCCCCACCGGCACCGACCGCCUGUGCGACGCCCUCUACGCGCACCUAAUCGCCUACAACUACAUCGGCACCCUUUGCCCGCCCCAACCCGGCACAUCGUCGCACAUUCCCAAAGAGACCAACAAUGCUCCUCAGCGGAAUCCUAGUAGCCCGACCCGCCACUCAGACGAUAACAACGUGCGCCGCAUCCCCAGAAAGGCCGAGAGCAUCCUGGGCAUGAACGACGAAGCAGCCGCGAACUUUUCCUCUAGUGGUCUUUACUCUCCCAGAGACGGCGGCUUCACCCGUCCAUUCACCAGAGACAGCGAAAAAGCAGGUGGUGCGCCAAAGAUGUCGACCAGCAGCGGCGGCGGCGGCGGUAGCAACGGCGCUGGUGGUUGCGACUUGGCUAUGCUAAGGGACAUUCACGCUGGUUUAGCGAAGUGCAUUGCGCGUUUGGUUACGACGCUGAAGCUGACUACUGGAGAGGGUAUGGUGGAAGGAGAGGCGCUUUCACCGAAGGAGACGGCGGCGUUGGAUCCGUUCUUGUUGAGGACGCUUUGCGAGUUGGUGAGGUGUGCUGAGGAGGCGGUUUGUUGA